This is a messenger RNA of Portunus trituberculatus (swimming crab), 4199 nucleotides long. It is a transcript of the gene Cse1, whose product is annotated as exportin-2-like. The transcript is spliced from 11 exons. Gene Ontology annotation, molecular function: nuclear export signal receptor activity; small GTPase binding. NCBI's taxonomy places the organism in Eukaryota, Metazoa, Arthropoda, Malacostraca, Decapoda, Portunidae. Bases 274 to 3180 code for a protein of 968 amino acids. The record is from RefSeq and is a predicted model, not a curated record. Gene Ontology annotation, biological process: protein import into nucleus; protein export from nucleus. Gene Ontology annotation, cellular component: cytosol; nuclear envelope.
AAGAGGAGCAGAGGGAGGAGAAUCUAGUUUGAACUGCAGCCAGGGGACGAAAUCUCUUAUUCGGAAUUUCCGCUUGAAACCUUAAACACACACUCUACUGACGGUGUGCCUGAGUCAAUACAACCCCAGGGAGGAGGCAGGCGUCUUGGUAAGCACGAGAGGAAGGUUGUUAAGUGAGAAAACCCAUUAAUUGAAUCCCAUGAGUCGCCGGGCAAGUGUAAACAAAAGGCGGCGACUCUUGUCCUUGUCCGAAGUGGCAGGCUUGAGGCAGACAUGGAGGUCACCGAGGAGAACCUGAGUCGUCUGGUGGAGGUCCUCACACACACACUCUCCCAGGACCCAUCACAGCGCCGGGCAGCCGAGCAGUUUCUGGGUCAGGUGGAGGGCAAUGAGAAUUACCCGGUGUUGCUGCUGACACUGCUGACCCGAGAUGAGUUGCAGGUGCCCAAGAACAUCAAGCUGGCCGCCUCCAUCCACCUCAAGAACCUCAUCAAGAGAAACUGGGUGGUGGACGAGGAUGGCACCAACAGGAUAAGCACCAAUGACCGAGUGGUGGUGAAGCGAGAGAUAGUGGACCUGAUGCUGCGUUCCUCGGAGGGGGUUCAGCGCCAGCUCUCCCAGGCCAUCUCCAUCAUUGGCAAGUCGGAUUUCCCCCACCAGUGGUCCGAUCUCAUCCCUUACAUGGCCGAGAAAUUCAAGUCAGGCGACUUCAACAUCAUCAGUGGUGUGCUGCAGACGUCCUACUCGGUGAUGGAGCGCUACGAGUAUGAGAACAAAUCAGACGACCUUUGGAGGGAGAUUAAAUUUGUGCUGGACAACUUUGCGCAGCCCCUCACCAACCUUCUUGUGGAACUGAUGAAGGCCGCCGGGGAGAACCUGAACAACGCAGCCGCCCUACGCAUGAUCUUCUCCUCCCUGGUGUCAGUUGGGCAGCUAUUCUUCGCCCUCAACUCUCAGGAUCUCCCAGAAUUCUUUGAGGAUAACAUGGCAGUGUGGAUGGAGCAUUUUCUAACACUGCUUAAUUUCACCAGCCCACUCCUCGUCUCCUCUGAUGAUGAAAUGGGAGUGCUGGAGCAGGUGAAAAGCCAGGUGUGCAAGAACAUCACUCUGUACGCCGGCAAGUAUCGGGAGGAAUUUGAGCCGUUUAUUGAGAACUUUGUGACGGCAGCGUGGAAUUUGCUCUCCAACACACCGCUUGAUAUUAAAUACGACCAGAUGGUGAGUCUUGCCAUCCAGUUCCUGUGUGCUGUGGCUGAAAGGGACCACAGCAAGGGCCUCUUUGAAAACGAACAAGUCCUCUCUGGCAUCUGUGAGAAGGUCAUCCUACCCAACAUGCACCUGAGAUCCUGUGAUGAGGAGCUGUUUGUGGACAGUCCUGAUGGGUGGGUGGCACAGGAGCUGGAGGGCGCCAACACAGAGACACGGCGGAGGGCUGCUGUGGACUUUGUGAGGGUCCUGUCGCGUCACUUUGAGGCUCGCAUGACUCAGGUGUUCGGCCAGUAUGUGCAGUCCAUGCUGGCAACAUACGCUGAGAAACCGACCGAGUGCUGGCGUAACAAGGUGGCGGCAAUCUACCUGGUGACCACACUGUCCGCCAAGGGUCAGACGGCCCGCCACGGCACCACAAAGGUCAACGAGCUGGUCAACAUCACCGAGUUCUACCAAGGUCACAUUCUACCGGAGUUGCAGAACCAGGAUGUGAACCACCUGCCCAUCCUGAAGGCGGAGGCCAUCAAGUACGUGAUCAGCUUCCGCAGCGUGCUCCCCUUCGAGGCGGUGAAGGUGUGCGUGCCCGACCUGAUCCGCAUCCUCAACUCGGAGAGUGCCGUGGUGCACACCUACGCCGCCGACGCCAUCAACAAGAUCUUCCUGCUACGGGUGAACGGGCAGCCGGCAGUGCAGCGUGGUGACGUGUCCCCGCUGGCCGGCACGCUGUACGGCAACCUGCUGGGCGUGCUGGCCAAGGAGGGCUCAGCGCAGAAUGAGUACAUCAUGAAGACCGUGGCCACCGUCACCAACCUGAUCGAGGCUGACCUGAUGCAGCACGCUGGUCUGGUGGUGCCCCAGCUGGUGCUCAAACUGCAGCACGUGGUCAAGAACACUGUCAAGCCGCACUUCGUCCACUACCUCUUUGAGACGCUGUCCCUCGUCAUCAAGACGGUCUGUGGCUCGGUGGAUGGCGCCGUUGGGGAGUUUGACCGCAACCUGUUCCCGAUCUUCCAGGAGAUCCUCCAGAAUGAACUGGAGAGCCUCAUCCCAUACAUCUUCCAGAUCAUCUCGCUGCUGCUGGAGAGGCAGAAGGGCGAGGUCCCCGAGGGGUACCUGUCACUACUGCCGUUCCUGGUGAUGCCGGUGCUGUGGGAGCGGCCGGGCUACGUGGCGCCCAUGGUGCGGCUGCUGCAGGCCUACGUGGAGAAGGCACAUGGCCAGAUAGUGCAGAUGGGCAAGCUGGAGGCUGUGUUGGGUGUGUUCAACAAACUCAAUGCCUCCAAGACCAACGACCACGAGGGCUUUUACCUCAUCCAGUCCAUGCUGCUCCACAUGCCCAAGGAAGUCCUCGACAACUACUGGAACCAGAUCUUCACCAUCAUGUUCCGCCGCCUCACCUCCAGCAAGACCACCAAGUAUGUGCGGUCACUGCUGGUGUUCUUCAGCCUGUUUGCCUGCCAGCACUCCGCCGCCCGGCUGGUCCAGAUCAUCGACACGCUGCAGGCCAAUAUGUUUGGCAUGGUGGUGGACCGCCUGGUGGUGCCGGACCUGCAGAAGGUGUCCGGGGACACGGACAAGAAGAUCUGCGCGGUGGGGCUGAGCAACGUGCUGGCGGAGCCCAUGGUGUACUCCGGGGCAUACAGGGAGCGGUGGGGCACCAUCCUGGAGGCAGUAGUCAGGCUGCUGGAGUGUCCUGAGGACGGCUCGCUGCCUGCCGGGGAACACUUCAUUGAGGUGGAGGACAUCCCAUCCUUCCAGGGCUCCUCCAACAGACUCAAGCACGCCAUGAGGGGAGAGUCGGAUCCCCUCAAGGGCCAGAUUGACAACCCACAGGUGUACCUGGCCCAGCGGCUGGCCCAGGUAUCCCAGUCCCACCCAGGCACCAUUCAGGGGCGGCUGGCGGCGGUGAGCCAGGAGGUGCAGGCCCACGUGGUGCGGUACCUCCAGGUGGCUGGCAGCAGCCUGGCGUGAGGCGGCGGCGGCGAUGAGUCCGGCAGCGCCUUAGUGAUAUAUCCCGUGACGGAGUGUAAAGACUAUUUUUUCAUAUUUCCACACAUUUAUACCAGUGUACGGUUGACAUGCUGUUGCUUCGGUCCUCAGUGUGUGCCAGCCUAGAUGCUUAGGGCCCUACAUGUGAUACAGAAAGCUUAAUAAUGGUAAGUAGAGUUUAAGCUUUGUAGAAAAAACAAGUUCUCUGUAAUCUGCUGUAUUGUGAAACUCUCAGAAAGGAAACAGGAUGUUGCUUGCAGCCUGGUGGUGGCAAGUACCAGUUUGUGUAUUGGAAGUAUUAAGCAGCUGCAGUAACUCUGCUGCUUCUGUCUGCCAGUGUUUCUUUCCAAUACUGCAGAAACUACUGGCCUGCUGUUUGCUUCAUUAUUGUUACUCUUCCAUAACUGAUGAAGUGUGGUGAAGUGGCCGUGCCCACCAGCCUUCACUCCCUCCCUCCCUCGCACCACCACCACUCCAUCAAGGAAGGAGGUGAAGGUGUGUCACUCUCACAGUGUUUCUUUGCUACAUAACUCUGUGUGGGAGUAACAGCCUUGAUGCCUCAGGGCCACACAAACACAUGUGUUGCCUCCAUCCACACAGACAUUGGCUGCCAGUCUCUUUCUUUUUUGUUCCUCCGUUUCCUUCCCCUCACCAUUCACCGGCCACCUGAUGCCUUUGUUUUGUUCUCGGCCUGAGCGACACCAGCGUGCCACGGAAAGUUUGCCUCCACGUAUUUAUUGGCUGCCUGAGUGUAGCAGUGGCAGUGCGGUGUGUUGUGUUGUGUUGCUGCUUGCCUCGGUGCAUGAUGGUGUGGCUCCAGCUGGUUCUCUUAUUAAGUUUGUUGUGUUAUGGUCAUUCUUCUUGUUAGUACUAUUAUUAAGUUUUACUUCGUACUUUUACAGAAAAGUUGUCUUUCCCACUAUGUGGGUUCUUCUUAUAAUCAGUUCAUAGUUUCCACAGUAUUGAACAAUUCCUGCUGAAUAAAAUCAAUUUUAAUUAAU